Messenger RNA from Phascolarctos cinereus (koala), 943 nucleotides. The record is from RefSeq and is a predicted model, not a curated record. Lineage: Eukaryota; Metazoa; Chordata; Mammalia; Diprotodontia; Phascolarctidae.
AUGCCCCCGGCUGGAGAUGAAGUGAUUCGUUUGAGAAAUAGCAAGGAGGCCAGUGUCACCACACUCUGCCCUCCGGUACGUGAGAGGCUCCGCCUCUUAAAGGAAAACCUACCCUCGAAGUUGGCCGAGGAACGCUUGCAGGGCACGGCGCCUUUAAGGCCUGCCGCUGACACGUGUUUGAAGCGCCGGCGGAGCCCCGGAUGGUUGGGGGCGCGGGGAGUUGGGGGUAGAACGAGGGCGACAGUGGGCGGCAGCGACGGAGGACAGUUGGGGGGCCGCAGCGGCGGGAUGGGUCGCUGGUGUGCUGUGGUGCGGGGCCGUGGCCGCUGUCUCUUGCCUCCGGAGGUUGGGGCCAGGGGUCGGGUCGGUGUAGCCUCAGUCACUGCUGUGAGGGUGGGGGGCAGCGGUGGAGGGAGAGGGUUGUCUUGGCUACGGGGCCUGGGCCCUCGCUUCUUCCCCAGGCCGGGGGAGCGGGCGCUGGUGCCAAGUCUGAGGUGGGCGCCGAGGAUGCUGAGCUUGGUCCCGGUGAGGGCUGACGGGGGUGGGGGAGGAAGGGUGGAACAGGCCGCCCUCGCAGGUGUUCGGGUACGUGGCGCACACGCACCCACGGGGCUCCAGGAAUCAGCGUGUGCUGGGGUGCGUACGGGUCUCGGGCAGAGUCUACGUCAGGGGACAGUGACGACGGUCUGAGUCCCGUGUCCUUCCCUCCCCCGACCCCUCAGGCCCUGUGCAUGCGGGUAGGAUGCUCGGAUGGGCCGAAUGCCCGCGUACUCCCGUGAUGGGGGAGGGGAAUGUCUUCUUCGUUCCUGACUUGGGGUUCUGUAAAAGACUGUAUCUUCUGUAGGAGAACCUGGUGGGGUGCCAUUGCUGUCUCUCAGUGAGCCUUCUGGAGCCUGUGUUUCUGGCAGAUUCUCUUCGUCCUCCAAUCAAGACAAGUCCUAAA